CCGCCCUCAUCCGUUACCACGGGCGCCUGGACCUUUCCGUGACGUCACGGAGGACACGCGCUCGGCUCUGACGUCGCGCCGCUGCCUCCAGGUGACGUCAGGGGGGGGGGGAAGGCCAGGGCGAUGCGGCUGCCGGCCGAGCCGGCCCAUGGAUGCCGAGCGGAUGGACAGCCUGGACGGCUGGGUCUCGGUGAAGAGCGGCCUGUUCGCGGAGACACAGCGCCCCCGCCUGCGCUUCCUGGCGGCCUGGAACGAGGUGGAGGGAAAGUUCGCCGUCACCUGUCACAACCGGCAGCUGCAGGCGCGGGCCGCCGAGCCCGAGGCCCCGGCUCCGAGCAGCUGGGCUGCGCUCUACUCCCCGCAGGAGCUCUGCUGCAUCCACCGGGUGCUGGCCGCCAGCUGCGCCGCCCUGGAGCGCUGCUUCCCCGCGCUGCCAGAGCUUAGGCCCCGGGGUCUGUGGGGCCUCUUGUUCCCAGGCAGCUCUCUGGCCGAGGGCUCCGAGCCCGGCCCCGACCUGGACUCCGUCUGCCGCCAGCUCGAACUCUACCUGGACGCCGCCAUCGAGCUCUGCGGACAUCGCAUCGCCCUGGAUACUCUCUUCCCCGAGGGCGAGGUUGAGGACUACUUCGAGAGUGUGAGCGAGCUCCGCGGCCGCAGCCUGGAGCAGCGGGUGGCCAGUGGACGGGAGGCGCUGAGGAAGAUCUUGAACCAACACAUUCAAGCUAAGAAUCUGGUAACCCUUAAAAGAUUCUACCUGGAGGAAGAUGAAGCCUAUCAGGAGCUGGUCACUGCCGCCACGCAAUUCUACCAGUGUUUACUGCAGCCUUUCCGGGAUAUGCGAGAGUUUGCCUCGCUGUGUAAACAGGAGGCCUUGAAAUCAUUGGAGUUUGACACUCUGGGUCCAAGGAGAAUUCAGAGUUUGCAGAAAGAAGUGGAAGAAUGGUCCCGGCGCAUGCAAGAAGCAGUCUGCUCAAUCCAGGACAUAACAGUGGAUUAUUUCCGGGAGACGGUGAAAGCGCUGGCAGCUAUGCAGAAACGGAUGGAAGAAGAUCGAACUAACUUUGGCAAAGCUGCCUGGGCCAGUGUGGCACCCAGACAGGAGAAUUUGAGGUUCAUGUUUGCGAAGGAAACGUUACAAUACACCCGGGCAAAAGAGCUGUGUUUGAAGCGCAAGAAAACGCAGAUUCAGUACAAGAUGGCGCAUCUUGACACCAGGAAAGCAGUGGCAAUGGUGGAUGAGUUAGAAAUGCAGUAUUAUGAAACUCAGCUGGAGUUGUACAACAUUCAACUUGAAACGUUAAAAUAUGAGGAGCUGCUGGUUGUCACUCAGCUGGACACCCUUCGACGUGAAGCCAGGGAGAAAGAGGAAGAAGUGGUUUACUAUGAUGCCUGUGAAGACCCUGAGCAACUUCGGGCCAAUGAAGGGAUGGGCCUGGUACAUGACAGUCGCUCGGUAGACAUUAAGAUGUUGUUGCAUAAAGUUCACCAGCUGGAGAAUAAACGAGGUGCCAUUUGCUCACGGCGAUCGUACCUGAGGAAUAAGCGGGAGGAGUGUAAAGAAACACAAAGAGCUAAGCAGCAGCAGUUGCAAGGAGAAGAAGCUAAUUUCCGACAACACCAUAGCAUUCAGCUGAAACAUGACCAGAAUAAAGAAGAAAACAUAAGGAGACGGGAGUGGGUAAACAUGGAGAGGCAAAAGACUUUGCUAAGGCUGCGUAGUUUUAAAGAGAAAUCCUCAGGACAGAUUGCAUUUAAACCUCGUUGUCAAACUUCCAGAGUGCAGAACCAAGACACAGCAGCAUCACACUCUGCCAGCAAAAAGCCAUCCAGAGCCUCCAAGUCUUCCAGCAAUGUUCCAGUGCACAUCUUCCUCCCGUCAGGUGCUGUAAUAUCUUCAGGAGAGGCAGACACAAGAGCAAUCUCUUCAGUGAUGCUUCCACCACCAGCGCCCCCACCACCACCGCCCCCACCACCACCACCUCCUCUUCCUCCGGUUCUCCUGAGCAGCAAGGGCACAUCAGAUGGCACGAAAGAACAGCCACUCACCUUCACCAGUGAAAAUUCAGCAAAGAAAUCCCUAAAGGAAAAUAUGGGAUCCAUGGACGAUGUGCUGGCUUCACUAAAGCGUGGCGAAGUGUUGCUUAAGAAGGUUGAUCGGACUAAGGUGCUGUCUGCAGAGAAGCCUGUGGGUUUGCGAGAUAAUUUGUUAGCUGAGAUUCGCCGAGGUGUCCCAUUGCGAAAGGUCCAAGAAGGCCCUGUCCAACCCUUGAACAAUGACCCAACCACCGAGUUAGAGCGCAGCAUCAAAGCAGCCAUGAAACGGAUGAAGACGGUGUCUCCGGAAUCUGAAGAUGAAGAUGACGACGAAGAUGCACAGGCUGAGGAAUGGGACAGCUGACCUAGGCUGUUGCCUGGUACUUGUUGCAAAUAACCUCAUCUGCAACUUUGGAUCUAGUCCAUCUGAAAUGGCUGAUAGGAUAAUGCAGUUGUAGCAAAAUAGAAAUGGAAGUGUAGCAGAUGACGCACCCAACCAGUUUUGAUGCUGAAGGAUCCAAUUGGUGAGCUCUUCUACCACAAAACCUCACAACAUUCACAGUGUCACGUGAAGGUUGGAAUAUGACCAUCCAAAAGUACCCGUGGUGCUUAAUCGCAGCAACUGGCAGUCAGUCAAUUCUGGCAUAAAGAAAAAUCAAUAUUCAGUCAUUUGAAUUGUGCCUUUACAUUAUCAGAUCUCGCCCUGCUGCAUACUAGCACAACAUACACACUUGUGAUGUGUGGAUACUGCGUACAUGCGCAUCUUCAAACAUGUUUUAAUCUUUUGUGUAGACUCUUCCUUCAGGCUGUUUUCCUUGCUCCCCAUUUCCCCAAUUCUCGCUGAGCUGCCUUGGUUUUGAUUUGAAGCCUGAUUAUCCCUAUUGCACUUAAGAGAAUAUUUUAAGAACCAAGAUCUUGUAUUAUCACUGUGCCAACAGAGUUCAUUUUUACAGUUCCUUUCAUGUAUUUUGAUUUCAGGUCCAGUGAUUGAGGACAGGGUAGGGAAGUGCAGGUGAAGGGAGAUGUCCACAAUGGUAUUAAAUGGUGAUGCAGGCUGGCGGCACAGUAUGUCUCCUGCGUUUGAUGUUGCGCGGUAGUAGAAAUAUCGGAGAAGGAAUGUCACUUCAAACAUGGGAGGCAGGAUGAGGAAAGAACAAAGGCUUCUAUUUUUCAUCUUUGAAGCCCGAGCCAGUACAUUUUUGGGGGGGGGGAAAACGUGUGUAGUUGUGAUGUGUGAAAUGCAGCCGCCAAGUUGUUUAUGGCGAGGUCCUGCUAACGGCAACCUGUCAAUGCCCCAUUAAUCACAUUCUGUGAGAGGCUCCAGGGCAAUGCUCCGGCUAUUGGAAUAGUGAUAAAGGGCAAUUUAAAUGCAGCUCACCUACGGUGAGGGUAGGGUUUGACGUUGGUGAGGGAUCACAUCCAGCCAGUAAAGCAUUCCCUACGUGCUGCAUGCGGUGACUUUAAGUGACAGCAUCACUUUUCUAAGGCACUGGGAUGUGAUUAUGGUGAGAUUUAAACACAAGAUUGAGGAUUUUAUAUUUGUACUGGGGCAUUAGGCUAGUGCAAGUUAGUGAGGAGAAAUGGCGAUACCAGGAGGCAGAACAGCAGUGUUUCAGCUGGUGAAAGUUAACUUGAUGGAAACAGUUGCCUCUGCUGCCCACUGUGAGCUGGGCUUCUACGGAAUGCUUGCAUGUCUGGAAAGAGAAUAAUUGAUUGAAAACUGGAAAGGGGCUGUUUGGAUUUAAUACAGCACAAGAUGCUUGAGCGAUGAACUGUUGACGUUGUACUUGCAAUGGGAGCAGUCCCGCUCUGGGUUUGAUGAGGACCGGGACACCAGUGUGUGGUUCUGGGGUUUAAAGGGAACCUUCCCAAGCAGAGGCAACCUUUUCAGUGCAGCUGUUUAACGUCUUUCGUCCCAGUCUCUUGUUGGAUGACGGCUGUGUAUUUGGUUGUAAUGCCCUCCAUAGUUGAAUAGGGAUGCCAAUAUUGUUUGGACAUGAGAAAGGUGGUUAGUAAGAAGAACUGAAAAGCCAUUUAAAAAGAUUCAUCCAAUUGAGAACUGCACAAUAGCUGAGGGAGAACAGACUAAUAUUGCAUUGUGCUUUUCACUCUUUGCUGCAGAAUUAUUCCUCCCAGAAUGUUGAUGUGAAUAAACCACUGCUAAUCCUGUUAACUAAAUGGAGACAUAAGAGACUGCAGACGCUAAAAUCGUGAGCAAAAUAGCAAACUUGCUGAGGAACGUAGCAGACCAGUCAACAAAGUGGAGGGAAAUGUUCAGAUGACAUUUUCAGUCAGGACCCAUUUUCAGACUGAUGGAGUAGAGGGCAGAAAUCUGGUGUAGAGAGGUAAGGGGUAGGGAUGGUCAAGAGAUGAGCCUGCUGGAUACUCUGGUUGCUCGCCAUUUUAAUUAGUCUGGCCUCGACCUCCACCACUCCGGACUGAAGUCACACACCAACUAGAAGAACAGCACCUUGUAUACCAUUUGGUAGCCUGCAAUCCAACAGCAGGAACGUCGAAUUCGCCAAUUUCAGGUAGCUCUCCGCCCUUUCAUAUACCCAGUUUCUCCCCACUCUCGUUCAUGCUUCGCACUACCCCAACCCCCCCCUCCCCCUCAUUGAUGCUAUCACUGAAUUAUUUUCCCCACCCCUCCUACUCCAUAUUCUUCCCCUAUUUUCCUUCCCCCCUCCUGGUCCCUUCCACACACUCUUCCCUCCCCCUGAAGUAGGGUUUCGGCCCGAAACGUUCCCUAUUUACUUCGCUCCAUCGAUGCUGCUGCACCCGCUGAGUUUCUCCAGCAAUUUUUCCAGCAAUUCUACCUUCCCUCCCCCUGGUUCUGUCUUCCUCCACAUCCUUUCUUAUCAGAUUCCACUUUUGCAUAUUUUUGAUUUCCCUCACCUCCAGCCUCAGUUACUAUUUUCACCCAUCUCUCCUCCACCUGCAUCAUUUGCUAAUCAACUCCUCACUUGAAUCCACUUUGCUAGUUCUUGCCACAGCCCUACCCCUCGGCUUUCUCCUCUCUACUCCAUUAAUCUGAAGAAGAGUCCUGACUCAAAACGUCAUCUGUCCACAUCCUUCCAGAUGCUGCUGCCCUGCUGUAUUCCUCCACAACUUGUUUUUUUUUUUGCCUCAGCUAAUUAUGGAAGUUUGUCUUUUCAGGAACUGCUUCUGCAAAUAUAUUCUUAAAUUAUUAUGCUUUGCACAGAUCAAUGACUGAAAUUCACAACCAUUUAUUUUUAAUAUGAAUAUUAUUACUCCAUGGCAUGAUUACAGAGCAUACUCUUGUUUCAAAGGCUCUCUUGAUAAUGGAAAUGUUUUUGUAUUGUGAGCAUUUAUUGUACAUUUUAUUCCUUUGCUCUUCAAAGGUCUGCCUGCCGUGGAGAAGCAAUUACUCAUGGAAGUCUUUACCAUCUGCUGUACGAGGUAUUCUUUGUCUCUCCAGUUGUCAGUGCAGUUAAUAAAGUGUUUAAGCUCUUUCAGCAAAUUUAUAAA
Molecule: messenger RNA, 5523 nt
Organism: Leucoraja erinaceus (little skate)
Lineage: Eukaryota; Metazoa; Chordata; Chondrichthyes; Rajiformes; Rajidae
Product: WASP homolog-associated protein with actin, membranes and microtubules
Exons: 10
Coding region: 149-2398 (749 amino acids)
Biological process (GO): Arp2/3 complex-mediated actin nucleation; endoplasmic reticulum to Golgi vesicle-mediated transport
Cellular component (GO): endoplasmic reticulum-Golgi intermediate compartment membrane; cytoplasm
Molecular function (GO): Arp2/3 complex binding; actin binding
Source: RefSeq, a predicted model, not a curated record